Molecule: messenger RNA, 2172 nt
Organism: Megalops cyprinoides (Indo-Pacific tarpon)
Lineage: Eukaryota; Metazoa; Chordata; Actinopteri; Elopiformes; Megalopidae
Gene: clu
Product: clusterin
Exons: 9
Coding region: 278-1651 (457 amino acids)
Source: RefSeq, a predicted model, not a curated record
UUUGAUAGAGCAACAUUGCCCACUUCAGGCCGACAGCAGACUAAUCUCUGAGCCGUGACCGGGAAUUACACAACUUCUAGAAAAGUCUAAAACCACAGGGCAUUCUUCCAGAGUGAAUCACAGUGUCAACACCACCGUGAGGUAUAAAUACCUACAGGGGCACACUCCCGCUACGUUUCAUCUGUUGAGAAGAGGCAGGAUCGGAAGGGAGGUUAACUCAGAGCCAUUGGAAGAGAGGGAUUGCGUGUGCGGUUUGGUUCCUGUGAAGGACGGUAAGAUGAGGCUUGCCUGGUCUCUCCUGGGCCUCUGCCUGCUGUAUUACUCUGCAGACGCCCUGCUGCCCCCGUCCAAAGAGGAGCUAAACCAGAUUUCACUGUUGGGUGAGAAGUACCUGGACAGGCAGAUUGAGAAUGCUAUCACAGGGGUGAAAGAGAUGAAGACUGUGAUGGAGAGAUCUGGAGAGGACCACAAAAAAUUUCUGAAUGCUCUGGAGAAAACCAAACAGCAGAAAGAGACCGCAAUGAAGACGGCACAGGAGAUGGAGGCCAAGCUUGCGGAGGAGGAGGAGGUGUGCAACGAGACCAUGCAGGCCUUGUGGGAGGAGUGCAAGCCUUGUCUGAAGAACACCUGCAUCAAGUAUUACUCCAGGACCUGCAGCAGCGGCUCCGGCUUGGUGGGGAGACAGCUGGAAGAGGUCUUAAACAGGAGCUCUCCCUUCUCCAUCUGGAUCAAUGGCGAGAACAUAGACGUGCUGGAGAGACAGGACCAGGAGCAGAACCAGAGGUUCCAGGACCUGGAGGAGCGAUACUCAGAGGUGGCGGACGGCGUGGACAGCAUCUUCCUGGACAGCAUGAAGGUGUUCGACCACAUGCGCUCCUUCCACCAGCCCAUGUUCUCCAGCCCCUUCAUGAUGCACCGUUACUUCGGCUCGAGUGAGCCGCGCCCCCGUCCCUACAGGUCUGUCCUGCGGGACCCCGAGUUCCACGGCUUCCACAACAUGUUUCAGCCCAUGAUGGACAUGGCCCGCAGCCUCUUCGGCUCGCUGGGACCUUACAUGGGCAGUGAUCCAGACUUUGACUCCAUUCCCAAUGAAGAUGGAGCUGUGAAUGAGGACGUUGUCAUUACCAGGCCUUUCGGGAAGGAUCACAUGACCUGCAGAGAAAUUCGUCGCAACUCUGCUGGCUGCAUCAAACUGCGAGAGGAGUGUGAAAAAUGCAAAGAGAUUCAGUCUAUUGACUGCUCAGGGAAGAAGCCCUUGGACGGCAAGCUGAAGGAAGACCUGGAGAGUGCGCUGGCCAUGGCCGAGAAGUUCACCCAGGAGUACAACGGCCUCCUGAGGAGGUUUGAGGAGGAGAUGUUCAACACCUCCAGCUUGCUCGACAUGCUGAACAAACAGUUCGGCUGGGUGUCCGCGCUGGCCAACAACACGAAGAGUGAGGACGGAAUCUUCAAGAUUAAAACGGUGAUUUGCAAGAGUUCUGAAGACGCUCAGCAGACAGGGGACACCAACGUGUCUGUCCAGCUGUUCGACUCGCCCCCCAUGACCUUCACAGUACCCGGUGACAUCCCCUGGAGUGAUCCCAAAUUCUCUGAGGUGGUGGCACAGGAGGCUCUCGAUCGCUACAAGCAGAACACUAUAGUUGUGAAGUAAACCAUGGCAUAUUUUCCAGACUGCAUUACCAGCCUUUGAAGCAUCCUCUGCACUGUUUCACAAGUCAUUAAUAACUAAUAUUUGUGAAUCCCCUGUAAUAAUUACCGUAACAAGUCAUUUCCCUAAUUUAGAAAUGUUUUGCUUCCACCUCAAGUCCUUCCUGCUGUAACAUUCCAGAUUAGCACUGGGUGAAAUCUUCUCAGUUGUGUGGCAAUGGAGAAAAAGAAAGAAAAAGUAGCUGUUCAAAGAGUAAAGAAUAAAGAGCCACUGUUUAUUUGAGCCCCUGACUAGUUCAGCUCAUCUUACCUAACUUUGCUAUACUACUGUUUUGCUUUAUAGAUCUAUUCUGUCAGAGUGGGUGGAUGAAAAAGAAAAAAAAGUUUUUACCUGAAAUUCUGGUAUAAAUUGGAACGGAUUGUUUUGAAUGUUCCCGCAUAUCCUCACAGCUACAAACCGUGUUGCAGAAAUUAAUAAAAUAUACAGAAUACUAAAAGCCCCAGCCAUUGUUUUUGACAAUUUCU